CCGUCACUUCCGGAAUCUCCGCGUGGACCGGCUGGGAAGGACUCCUUCAACAUGGCUUCCGCAAAGCCGAGUCUAGCGCUGAACCCGCAGGAAGAUGUGAAGUUUCAGAAGAUUCUAACAGAAGCCAAACAGCUCGCGAAAAAGCAAAAGAAGAAAGAAAAAAGUCUUAAUCCUGGAGUGAUCUUUGUGGGCCACCUGCCAGGAAUAUUUUCUGAAUGUCACCUCUAUGAGUACUUUACCCAGUUUGGCACUAUUAGCAGAUUCAGACUGUCCAGAAGUAAACGGACUGGAAACAGCAGAGGGUAUGGUUUUGUGGAGUUUGAGUCUGAGGAUGUUGCCAAGAUAGUUGCAGAAACAAUGGACAACUACCUUUUUGGUGCAAGACUUUUGUCGUGUAAAUUUUUGCCACCAGAAAAAGUCCAUAAGGACCUUUUUAAAGAGUGGAAUGUUCCCUUUCAUCCACCAUUAUUUCCGGCAGUGAGUCGCUAUAAUCAGAAACGGGACCAUUUGCAAAUGUUGAAGAUGGAAUAUCGGUUCAAGAAGAAGGAAAAAUUACUCCGGAAGAAACUAGCUAAGAAGGGGAUCGAUUAUAGUUUCCCAUCGUUGGUCUUACCUAAUCCAAAGAAAGGGGCUUCACAGGGCACUGAGGAGUCCAAGGGUAACCAGGAUCCCACACCAGUUUGUACACCAACAUUUUUGGAGAGACGAAAAUCACAAGUGACCGAAAUCGAUGACAGUAAAGAUGAUGAAAUCAUUUUCAAACAGCCCGUGCCCACAGUGAAAGAAGAGGCAGAAAAGACUCCAACACCUGCACGCUCUGGGACAAAAAGACCAAGGAAAAGGAAGAGCAGCCAGUGACCCUGAAAGCACGCUGUGUUGUCUCCAGGCAGAUGUGGUUUUGUUAUAAAGGCCUACAUAUGUUACUGGUGCAGCGACAUGCAAGCCACUGACGAGAUUAUUGGAGGAAAAACACAUGUUCAUGCCAGUGAGGCACGCCAUCAUGAAGUUGGCUGUUGUGCCCUCUUCUGGCCUGAGUUUUAUUCAUGCUUCACAGCUGCCUUAGUUUCCUCUGCCUGUAUCGCAUUACAGACUUAAAUACCACCAGUGCUGUGGACUUAAAACCCCAAAGAAUAUGGCAGGCUUCAACCUUAGACCCCAGAAACUGGACAUUAAAUACACAUACAGAGAACGAGAAGGCAGAUCGCGUGUGAAUACACAUUUGCACAAGUGCUGUAAGAAUCUGGAAUAACUUGUUUUCAUACAUAAUUACGGUGAGCUAGUUUCGGUUUGACAGAUCAGUUUCAGCAGGUGUAGUCAAGAUUCAAACAGUGACCAAACUUUUCUACCAUUUAUCCGUGUACAAGAGAACCGAAAAGCUUUGUGUAUUGGUGGGGAGGGGGUCCACCAUCUGUUUGUUGCUGUGCUUUUGUAUUGCUCAUGCAGGUUUGUUAAUAUACCUGUCAAUCACCA
Myodes glareolus (Bank vole) is the source of this 1470-nucleotide messenger RNA. RefSeq names its product nucleolar protein interacting with the FHA domain of MKI67 (gene Nifk). Gene Ontology annotation, molecular function: RNA binding. NCBI's taxonomy places the organism in Eukaryota, Metazoa, Chordata, Mammalia, Rodentia, Cricetidae. The record is from RefSeq and is a predicted model, not a curated record.